CCGCUGGGGGCCAGCGUGGGCGGACGGAGGAGCCCGAGCCCGCGAGAUCCCAAACCGUGCGGAACGAGGACGCGGUUCGUCCCGGAGCCCAGCAUCAACAUAUGGAGCUGAUCCUGAGUUCCAGCCCAGCUGAGCUGACUCUGGAUCCUGCAUGCCAGCCAGAGUUGACCCUGAGAUUCAACCUGACCAAGCUAACCCUGGAUCCUGCACGCCAGCCAGAACUGACCCUGAGCCCCAGGCUAGCUGAGCUGACCCCGGAUUCCACAUGCCAUCCGGAGAUGACCCUCGGUCCUGGCCCAGCUGGGCUGACGCUGGAUCCUGAACAGCAGCCAGAGGAGACCCCAACCCCUAAGCUGGCUGAGCUGACCCUGGAGCCUGUGCACUGCCGACCUGAGCUCCUGGACGCGUGUGCCGACCUCAUCAAUGAGCAGUGGCCCCGCAGCCGUGCCUCCCGCCUGCACUCCCUGGGCCAGUCCUCAGACGCCUUCCCCCUCUGCCUGAUGCUGCUGAGCCCCGGCCACACACCGCAAGCAGUCCCCACUGUGGUGGGCCAUGCCCGUCUGUCGCGUGUGCUGGACCAGCCCCACAGCCUCCUAGUGGAGACAGUGGUGGUGGCCCGGGCCCUGAGGGGCCGUGGCUUCGGCCGCCGCCUCAUGGAGAGCCUGGAGGUCUUUGCUCGGGCCCGGGGCUUCCGCAAGCUGCACCUCACCACCCACGACAAGCUGCACUUCUAUGCCCACCUGGGCUACCGGCUUAGCAUGCCCGUGCAGGGCCUGGCCUUCACCAGCCGGCGGCUGCCGGCCGCCCUGCUCAGCACCUUCUCCAGGGCCCCUCCCCUUCGGCCGCCCUGCAAGGCUCCCAGCCUGCCGGUGCAAGCUGCCCCAAGAGGCCCGAAGGCACCCCCACUGCCGCCACCACCCCCUCCGCUACCUGAGCCCCUGACCACCUCACCCCUGCCUUCAGCAGCGUCCCCCUCAGAAAGUCCGCUGGGGACGCAGUACCACGACCUGAAGGGAUGCCCCAUAUUCUGGAUGGAGAAAGACAUCUGAGAGCACCAGGCCAAGACAGUUUCUGGGCACCUGGACUGCCUAGCACAGUGCCGGCCACAGCCCACGGUCCAUACCUCAGUCCCUAGCCCCUGGGGGGCAGCUCUAGCCUGGACGUGUUUCCCGGACACCAGGAGGGCCAGGAGCUGGCUCUGUAGCUCUGGCUCAGAGCCAUCCAUGUGGCUGAAUAAAGGCUUCCAUCAGGUGUGGCUGUGACAGUUCUUGUUGCCCCCCCCUCACUUCGCAGGUCCCCAUCUCUGUAGACCCAGUUUGGCCCCCGGGACCAUCGAUGGGGGACACCUGGCCUUCACCCCGCCCACUCUGCCUCCCAGGUGGCUGUUCCCUGCCCAUUCAGGAGCACCUGUUGGGUAUCAGGCCCAGAAUUGGACAUAGGAAAUGGAGAACGAGACAGAUAAGGUCUUGACCCCGGCGGACAGAUAGGGAGGGAGUCGGGCAAGCAGUGGCAGGACUCGUGCUGGCACAAGGGAACUCCAGCGGCUGCAGGAGCAGAGACCUGAGUGUUGCAGAGGAAUUAGGCCAGGCCAGCAAGGAGCGGGAGGAGCUGAGUUGUUGGGGGCAGAGGGAGGAAGGCGAUCGAGACAGCUGUGUGAGGGAGAGAGACCAGAGGACACAUGGUGUCUCCGCUCAUGGAGAA
Lepus europaeus (European hare) is the source of this 1701-nucleotide messenger RNA. RefSeq names its product N-alpha-acetyltransferase 80, NatH catalytic subunit (gene NAA80). Gene Ontology annotation, molecular function: N-acetyltransferase activity; acetyl-CoA binding. Gene Ontology annotation, biological process: protein acetylation. NCBI's taxonomy places the organism in Eukaryota, Metazoa, Chordata, Mammalia, Lagomorpha, Leporidae. Gene Ontology annotation, cellular component: cytoplasm. The transcript is spliced from 2 exons. The coding region runs from base 102 to 1049 and encodes 315 amino acids. The record is from RefSeq and is a predicted model, not a curated record.